UCUCUCAGAAUGUCCAGUUCUCUCCGUCAGGGGGCAGCUGUGCUGAAAGGGCCGGGUCAGGUGGCUUGGCCGAGGUCCCGGCUCAGCCUCCCCUGCUGCUAAAUGCAGGCCCCAGCCCCCACUGCGGGGGCCAGCAGACCCCCGCAGAAAGGAAACAGACCCAGGCGGGCCUCCUGCCGCACCUGCGGUGGCGCCACCUGUCCCACACUCGCCACGCCCAACCCGCCCAGCUCCGUCAAUUUGCAAAAGAGAAAAUAAAGCACACACACACACACACACACAAAUAAUAACCAACCCCACGCGUUUCCUAGCAUCGGGUGACUGUUUGGUCAAGAGCUUCCUCCCUCUUCAUGGGCCAGCUGGACACUCUGGACAUCCUCUAGCCACUGCGGCCUCAGGUGGCUAGGUGCAAGUUCAGCCACCCAGGCUGACCCCCCCCCCACCCCCCACCAGGGAAAGCACUGAAGGAUCCUAGGAGGCCAGCGUGGAGAUCUGCCAGCUGGGGCUCCGGGGGGCCGCCCUCUGCCAGCUCAAAGUCACCUUUGCUUCAACUCCUCCGCGGGCCAGCCAGAGCCGGCCCAGAACCUCCUCCUCUCAGCUCAGCAGGAACAAGGAACCGGCUCCCAUUGGGUAAUUAUUAAUCAGAUUCUUGAGAUUCCUCAGCCCCAGGUUGGCUUGGGAAACAUGCUCCCUGGAGGAGGAGGAGGAGCCGAGGCCCAGGACUGGCAUUUGGACAUGCAGCUGACCGGCAAGGUGGUGCUGUCCGCCGCCGCCCUGCUCCUGGUGACCGCAGCCUACAGGCUGUACAAGUCGAGGCCUGCCCGGGCCCCGCUGUGGGACAGGAACACCAAGGCCAAGGCUGAGGAGGAGGCAGAAGGCUCCAGACAGCCUGAAGUCCAGGGGGCUGCUCCUGGGGCGCCCCGCUGGGGGCUGAGACGCCGGAGGGAGAGCAAGGAACCGGGAGCACCACUGCCGGGCUGCGGCUGGGACAGUCGGAGGGGCUCCCAAGUCCUGGCAACAGCAGCCUCUUCCAGUGACUCGGAAGCCGAAGGGGCUUGGGAGCCAGAGAGGACAGGCACUGGUGAGGAUCUGAGCAGGCGGUGCCUGGAGUCUGGCCUGGCACCUCCCCGCUGCAGUGGCCAGGGAGCCGGAACAGCUGCUGGCAGUGAGUCCGAGCUGCCCCGCCGCCCCCAGCAGGGCAGUGAACCCAAAAGCUCCCCGCCUGGCCUGGCUGCGGUGGACGGCAGUGGUGUGGAGGGUGAGCCUGCCUCAUGGUGGGAAGGUGGCCACCCCAAGCAGCCGGGGGCUGGGGCACAGGGGUCCCCACACCAGCCCUGGGCGGCCCACUCGGAAGACGAGAGUGACGUGAAUAAGAGCUGGGUCGUCACUCGUGCGACAGGAGCGAGUGGGGAAGAGGCCGGGUCCCUGCAGGCUGCCUCGGACGUGGGCCUGGCCCUGCAGCAGCAGGAGGGAGCCACCAACUCCUCCUACACCUUCUUGUCGGUGGCCCAGGUUCGAGUCGAGGAGAACUUCAUAAGGGAGAAGGCGGCAGGGACCGGGCCCAGGCUGCAGGGCAAGGUGUACGAGUACUACGUGCAAUCUACCUCUCAGGCCACCUCCAGAGGCGGGCUGGCCCCCGGGGCAGCAGCCCUGGCCGGGGCUCCACCCGCUGUGCCAGGCCCCCUGGGAACAGGGGCCGUCCCCAGAGGCCACCACGAUGACGGAGAAGGUGGAGCCCAUCCAGCCGCCUCCUCCCAGCCUGUGCUGUCGCCCCCUGUGCGAGGCUUCAGCAGGAAGGAGAGCCUCCUUCAGAUCGUGGAGAACCCGGAGCUUCAGCUGCAGCUCAACAGCUUCGGGAGCCCUGCUCCAUCCUCCCCCGACCGGAGCGCCCCGCCCAGCGGCCCGGCAGCAGCCGGGCGGUCUGUGGAGUCCAGCUCAGCCGGAAGCAGCGGCAGCGGCGGGGAGCCCAACCUACAGCUGGUGGCGGGGACCAGUUUCUUCCACUUCCCUCUCACCUCCCCAGGUCCAGCCCCAGAGGUCCACCUGGAUCUGGGAAAUUGCUACGAGGUGCUGACCUUGGCCAAGCGGCAGAAGCUGGAGGCCCUGAAGGAGGCUGCCUACAAAGUGAUGAGUGACAACUACCUCCAGGUCCUGCGCAGCCCAGACAUCUAUGGGCGCCUGAGCGGGGCAGAGAGGGAGCUGGUCCUUCGGCGACGGCUGCGGGGCCGCAAGCGCCUGGUGGUGGCCGACGUGUGCCCCCAGGAAGACUCUGGCCGCCUCUGUUGCUAUGACGAUGAGCAGGAUGUCUGGCACCCGCUGACCCAUCUGCCCCCGGAGGCUGUGUCCCGGGGCUGUGCCAUCUGCAGUCUCUUCAACUACGUCUUCGUGGUGUCCGGUUGCCAGGGGGCCGGGGGCCGGCCCUCCAACCGAGUCUUCUGCUACAACCCUCUGACCGAGAUCUGGAGCGAGGUGUGCCCGCUGAACCAGGCCCGGCCACACUGCCAGCUGGUGGCCCUGGACGGGCACCUGUACGCCAUCGGGGGCGAGUGCCUGAACACAGUCGAGCGCUACGACCCGCGCCUGGACCGCUGGAACUUUGCCCCGCCACUCCCCAACGACACCUUCGCCCUGGCGCACACGGCCACGGCGUGUGCCGGGGACAUCUUCGUCACGGGCGGCACGCUGCGCUACCUGCUGCUCCGCUUCUCCACGCGGGAGCAGCGCUGGCAGGUGGGCCCCGCGGCGGGCGGCAAGGACCGCACGGCCGAGAUGGUGGCGGUCGGCGGCUUCCUCUACCGCUUCGACCUCAACCGCAGCCUGGGCAUCGGCGUGUACCGCUGCAGCGCCAGCGCCCGCCUCUGGUACGAGUGCGCCACGUACCGGACGCCCUACCCCGACGCCUUCCAGUGCGCCGUGGUGGACAACCUCAUCUACUGCGUGGGGCGCCGGCGCACGCUCCUCUUCCUGGCUGACCCCGUCUCCCCCAGAGUAAAUUAACCAAAGCCCACUUCAGUUCUCCUUAUUACCUGGAAUUCUAGCACGAGAAACCUCCAUUUGUAGCAGCCAUUUGACAUUUGACAAGGGACAUCUUCUCAUAGGGGCCUGUUAGGGAUAUCGUCAGUCCUGAGGGAGGCAGGAGAAGGUGGUCCAAGGGCCACUGUCCCCCUGGGGCCCACUGACCCUCUCUCCACGUCUCAGAGCUCUUCAUGGCACAGCUGCCCCAGGACCCCAGCCUCACACCCCAGGGGCGGGGAACAGCCUCCGCCGACCGGCCAACCCUUUCGGGCGGGUGAGAGCCAACGGCGUGGUCUGCCGUUCCUGCGCCAUGUUGCCCCCUGGUCAGCACCAGACAGGAGAGGACCAGGGACGGGCAGGCCCAGGGUGGAGCUGGGGGACUGGAGGUGAUGCAUCAGGAAGCUGGGGUCUCCUUUGCCAUCGGGUUUGGGAACUUCUCCAGGGGACGAGACCUCCAAACCCAGAAGUUCCCCGUUGCCCUGGAGGGAAGAGAGAGAGACUGGCCCCGUCUCUAACCACGGCCCUGCUCCAUCCCCAAGGGAGAGGCUCACACAGACAGAGGAGCUGUCCAGCUCUUGGCCACAGCCGGGAGCCAGGGGGCAGACACUCCUCCCAUGUGACAAGCAGCACGGAGGAAAGACGCAGAGAUGGGGCGCACCACACCAGGGCUGACGGGUCAGAGAUAAGGACGUUAAGGACGUCAGCGUCCCUCUCUUGGAAAUGGAAAGGACCACUCAUGCCCUUCUUCACGAGGACACAAACAAGAGCAUCGGGAGAAAGUUCUUCCCGAGUUCCUGGGGGUCCGGGCAGGAGCUGGUGCUCCCCGCAGCUGCUUGGGCUGAGCCAGGGUCGGUCUGAAAGAUGCAGGAUGGGAACGGAGACGGAGAAGGAGCUCGGCCAGGACACAGGGCUUUCCGUGGGCCACAUGGGGCCCGGGGCCCGGGGGGUGAAGCUGCUUAGUCUAUUCCUAAACUGGAGGUUGAGAGAGGAAAGUAGCUAAGACUGGUGCCUGGGAGGAGUGGUCCCUCACCAAGGCUAUGCUCAAGGUCAGAGCCAACACUCAGGCAUGAACCUCCCAGGAACCCAGGAGACUGGGGGCUGCUGCCAUGACAUCACUAGGAGGUGGCAUCGGCACGGUGGCGCCAGGCUGGGGUUUGCUUGGGAAGAGAACCCUGUGUGGGAGCUGGGGCAAGGGGAGCCAGAUCCAGCCCCAGGGUCAGGGGCAGGUGAGGAGUCCGGUGGAGGACAAGCCCACUGCGUACUUAUGGCAGGACAAGGGAAAUGGUUCCAGGGACCAGGAGGCAAAGCUCCAGACACAGUGAGGGCAGCUGUGGUCUCCAUGACCCCAGGGAGAGCUGGCUUUGGGUCCGGGCUGAGCUGGGAAGAAGGCGUGACAUGCUGUCUCUGCCUCCCUCUGGUCCCCCCGACAGACGGCACUAACCGAUUGUCACCCCUUUUCCUGUUGAGGCUUUCUCAGGGCCUCAGACGGGUCUCAGCACAGGGCCCGGCCAUCGUCACCCAUUAGAGCUGAUGCAUCUCUCAUCUCUGGUGCUGGGUGAGGGAUGAGCGUGGUCAGGGCCGCUGUGGCAGAGCAGGCAGUCCAGGGGCCACGACUGCCACCCGGAGCCCCGGAGGUCAGGGCUCGCUGACAGAAGGCUGCGGCCGGCCACCCUUCCUGGUGCUGGAGGCGCUGCAGCACCCUGCAGGGAGCCCUGCCCUGCAGGUGCGGGUUCUAAUGGAGGAAAACAGGCAGUUUUGAAGAAAUUGGUACAGUACAUAAGUAAAUAGGACCCGUGCUGCAUCAGGGCCGUAGCGACGGAGAAGGCAACCCAGGGGGAGAGGGCGAGCAGGCCUUCCGAUAAGAUGACACCGAGCAGGGACCUGAAUGGGAAUCUGGGGAAUUGCCUAGACCAGGGCCAGCUCAGGGCACGGGAAGCCAUGCCACCCGAAGGCCCUUGUCACAAGGGCAGCAGAGUGCAGGUCUGCCCCCAGGAGGCCCAGCUCAGGGUGUGAAGGGGGCAGGAGCCCAGCCGUUCUGCCUGUCACGUCCGGGAGAGAAUCCUGUCCCACUGACACCUGUAAAAGAGGGUCCUCACUUGGGGAUACACGACGUUCCCGGGAGAGAAGCAGCGUUUGCACAGGUAGGGGCGAAAGCCAGAACAACGACCAGGACAACCACACAGACGCCACACCUGGACGUGUGGGUGCGUGCCAGCCGGCCCACGUGACCCCAUGGGUUCCGGGGCUAGGACUUCCACUUGACCUUGUUUUUCAGCCUUGUCUGCCUACCUGGAGCCCUCAGCCUCCAAGUAGCCUCUAUGUCAAAUAAAGCUUCCCCCUGGGUCCUCGGGCCUGCUUGCCCCAUAAGAGGUCUUUCUUCUUCAAGGAAAAAAAAAUACCCUACGUCUGGUUUGCUUUCUGCGUGAGACUAACCAUGCCAUUACGGAAAAAAAAGAAAAAUUGGAAAAUGCAGAAAAGGAUAAAAAAAAUCUCCCCAAUUAACCCCCGCCGUGGCGUGCGUCCCUCUGGUGUGGCUGGGCUUGACUUUCGCCUGCGUGUGAUUAUGCUGAGUAUACAACUCAGUCGCUUCCUUUUUUCCACUUAGCGUUUGGAAAUAAGCAUUUCCCCGUGUUAUUACAAGCCCUCGGUAAACAACACUUCAAUAGUUGCACAAUAUUCCAUCCAGCGGCUGUGCCAUGGUUUAUUUAACAUUCCCCCCUCCUGGUGGGUCUGUAGAUUUGUUUUUUUCUGUCACAAAUAAAACGUCCGUUGUUUUCUUAUUCCUCUCUGUCUGGGGCCUCUGUCAAUAUUUACAAGAGAAACCCAGCCUAGGUCUGGUCUGGAAUAAGCAGGGUUGUCCAAACAACCAUAGAAGCCACAGCCUUUGCCAGGGGUUAGGCCCAGGCCCCGCUCUGAUAGGGCACGGGGCUGCCCUUGUAAGUGCCCCAGCCUGGACGGCCAGGCUCUCUGGAGGGGCCGCCCCAGGCUUCCCGCCCCGAGGUGCUCCUGGAGCCGGGAUGUAAGACAGGGCCCGGGUCUUGCACAGCCACUGCACGAGAGGCUUUCUACGUGUCAUCUCGUUGACCCUCCCUACACCCCAUGUUACAGGUGACAAAACUGAAGCUCAGAGAGGACGGGAGACCUAGCCUUCAUAGCAAGUUCAGGGACCCUCCGUGUCCUUAAAAGCGUACUGGAGCCAGACCCACUCUCAACAUGGUAGACUUUCCAUGCCCCUCUCGGGGGGCACGGGGGCCAGGAAGUUGGCAUCAGCCGUCCCGUGGCUGCCCCCAAGGCCUUCUCCACCCACGCCAAUCAAGUGUAGUCUAUCCUUGAACUUGGAACUCAAAUAAACUUUUCUGCAACUCUC
Molecule: messenger RNA, 6382 nt
Organism: Phyllostomus discolor (pale spear-nosed bat)
Lineage: Eukaryota; Metazoa; Chordata; Mammalia; Chiroptera; Phyllostomidae
Gene: KLHDC7A
Product: kelch domain containing 7A
Exons: 2
Coding region: 685-2997 (770 amino acids)
Molecular function (GO): protein binding
Source: RefSeq, a predicted model, not a curated record